ACCCCUCCCCUGCCCUCAUUCUCUCCUUCUGUGUGCGAUCAACUGAAGGGAGGUGCUCAGAUGGGAACAAGGAAAGGGAGUCACCAAGCCCCGAGGGAGAGGACUCGAGCGCACACACACACACACAAAUACACCGUAGGAGAGACAUGGGAGUCUGAUGAGCGGCGGAAUGGGUCCUUCUGAACUGUAGGUUCACGUUUGUGGAGAGGACAAACGGAAGGGGCCGGACACGGGAGACGGACACAGGAAUUCCAGGAUGGGAUCCCCUGUGGCGUUCACGUGUCUGCUGGUGGCGCUCUCCACCCUGGGAGGGAACCACUCGGUGUCCGCGGGCUGUUCCGGCCGAUGCUGCCGGGGCAGAGACCUCAGCUGUCUGACCACCGGCUGGAGGAUGGACCGCACGCACGGGACGUGCUACUGCGACGAGGGCUGCGCGAGGACCAGGGACUGCUGCUUCGACUACUUCACAGAAUGUCCAGCUCAGGACUGCGCCGUGAGCGGCUGGAGCUAUUGGAGCGGCUGUGCCGCGGCCUGCCAGGCUUCAGUGAGGGUCCGGGUGCGUCACGUGGAGCAGCGGCCCAGUAACAGCGGGGAACCCUGUCCCAGUCUGGAGCAGCGCAGCGGCUGCAUGGAGUACAGAGACCGCGGGGGGGUGCGCUGUGUACUGAACUCAGGUCCCGCGUUCAUCACCAGCAUGGAGUUUGGAAAGGGAAGGCCGAAGCACGACAACUACGGAAACCCCCUGGACCCCGGGUUCUGCGUGGAAUUCACGCUGGAGACCCGGACGCCCCAUUGUACAGUGGAGAACCGGCCACACACGCACUGGAUGCGCUACAUAGCAGAAGGAUUUAAAGUGUGUGUGGCGUGUGAACCUCCUGCCAUGCACAACAGCGGCAGCUGCCAAGGCGACGGUCUGGAAUCGGAGAAAGAAGCUUUGCUCCACUGGCAGGCGGUGGGGAACCAUCAGUGCAGCGGGACCUGGAAGAAGAUCCGGAGAACGCAGCGCUGCACCUGUCCGCCGCAACACAGCUUCGUCUUCAUCUGACCGCGGACACGCCGACCGGGCGUCCCCCACGGUGACAUUUCACAGCCGGGCCACCGCCUUUGAAUGGCAUCGCGACUCGAAAGAGGAGGCACUGAAAUGUUGUGUCUUAUAAAAUACUAUGCUACUGAGAUAAGUGUGUUUAACUAUUACCGUGUGCACGUCGCCACUGUUCUGCGUUACUUUACAGCUCACCAUGUAAGGACGUGUUUGAAACUUGUUCAGUAUUUCACCCUUUUUAUUACACAUUAAGCAGCUAUCAAAGACAUUUUGUAAUCAUUUGGCGUCGGGCCAACACCCCCGAACUGUUACAUUAUUGGACGAUAAAGUACAGCCUCUCGUACCUUAUUUCUUUAACACAACAUACUUAUAAUAGUUAAUACAGCGUCGUGCCGCCUUUCUAGCUUGAACAGCUUCUGUAAUAACUCACGGUUAUCUUAAUUAGCUUUUAUAUGCAAGAAAAUAAAAUAUCUGUGCACACAAGUUAAUAAAUCUCUUUGCUCCUGUGGUUUUUAUUGACUAUUGAUUUCCUCGAGAUUAAAGUAUUACUUGUAGCAAAAAGUCUGCAGUGUAAAUGAUUUGGAUUACUUUAACACAACUGGAAGAUGUUCUUCUCUCAGGAUGAAAUAGAUCAGGCAUCAUAUCUUCCUAAAUGUAAGGAUAUAUUAUAUCGGUACAUAUGUUGGCUUGACGGUCCCUUUAUUUUCCUGCUUAUAUUGACGUCAUGUUUGCAGCAGGUGCAAAUGAGACGAGCUGAUUAGGCACGAGUGCACAGUUUGUCCACUGUGACGGAAUGUGUUGUUUUGUGUAUUUAAUUGGUUUGUAUUUCAUGCACGAAAAGCGGCAAACGAAAAGAACUUAAGAUCUCCUGUCAUUUGCGUUAAGAAAACGAAAUCCACGUGUCUGCAGCUCAAUUGCGGCUGAGGAAUCUACGCCAACGAAGGAACGCCGCCACAACCUUAUUUAUCUGCAUUCGACAUGUCUCCGGGGUAUAAGACUUUCACUUUUGCAGGUCGUGGAGGUGCAGGUCAAAGCUAAUGGCGAAAACAAUAGUUAAUAUGUUGCAAGGGGUUAAAUUGGUGAGGGAGUUUUCCACAUGUGAAGUAAAGGCUGCGGAAUGCCUUAAAUAUCAAAUGCAUCCCUUCAUAGAAGGCCACGGACUGAGCUCAAUUCCUAAAUAUGUGUUCAGAGCCCUCUAGUGGCACAUUGUCUCAGUACAAAAACAAUAAAAAAGCAAGACACUGAAGACACAAAAGUAGCAUCUUCAGAAAAUAACUUA
Messenger RNA from Gasterosteus aculeatus aculeatus (three-spined stickleback), 2321 nucleotides. The record is from RefSeq and is a predicted model, not a curated record. Lineage: Eukaryota; Metazoa; Chordata; Actinopteri; Perciformes; Gasterosteidae.